AUGAGACGGAGCAAUGAAGUUUUACAUGAGGAGGUUAACCGUCUGUGUGAUGAGGUUGAUCGUCAUAAAGUAGAUCAGAAAGAUGAGCAGAAGGAAAGGAUCCUGUAUGAGAACUGGGAGCGUUCCAACCGACUAAGCCUAAUGAUUGUUAAGAGUAAAAUUGCAAAACACAUAAGGAAGUCAAUUCCUGACUCUGAUAGGGCUCGUGUGUUUUUGGCAUCAGUUGAGCAGCAAUUUCAGACAUCGGACAAAGCUUUGGCAGGUACUCUUAUGGCUACUUUGACAACUACAAAAUAUAAUGGAGUGUGUGGUGUUCGUGAACAUAUCAUGGAACUGAACAAUAUUGCUGAACAACUUAAGGGUAUGGAUAUAACUAUUUUUGAGUCCUUUUUGGUGCAAUUCAUCCUUAACUCUCUUCCUCCACAAUUUGGUCCUUUCAAGAUCAAUUAUAAUACACAAAAGGAUAAGUGGAAUGUUUCUCAACUUAUCUCUGUGUCAUGA
This is a messenger RNA of Coffea arabica (coffee), 501 nucleotides long. The record is from RefSeq and is a predicted model, not a curated record. NCBI's taxonomy places the organism in Eukaryota, Viridiplantae, Streptophyta, Magnoliopsida, Gentianales, Rubiaceae.